Symbiodinium necroappetens is the source of this 441-nucleotide messenger RNA. Lineage: Eukaryota; Dinophyceae; Suessiales; Symbiodiniaceae. The record is from the annotation of a GenBank genome assembly.
GGGAACGCCAACAUCGAGUUGGCGGAGUUGCUGAAGCAGCUGAGAGAGAGCGGCGGCCAGGUGCAGACGGUGAGCAUCAACUUCCCAGACCCACACUUGCUCCCGCCCGAUCGAGAUCGGCGGGUGGUUCGCGGGUCGCUUGUGGAGCUCCUGGCGCAGCACUUGCCUGCGGAGGCUGAGGUCCUCUUCCAGUCCGACCUGGCUCUCUUGGUCGACGAGGCCCGCUCUGCCUUCAGCCUCCACGGCUGCUUUCGGGUCACCCCAUGGGUGCGCGAGGAGAUGGGAGGGGAAACUUACAGGCGAAGCCUCCAUCCGGCACAGGACCUUGUGGCCACUGAGCGGCAGAAGGUCGCACGGCUGGAGCGCUCCCGAGCACUGCCUGCCCACAGCUUGGAGCAGGACGUGGACAAGCUUCUUGAGGAGAUGCGGGCCUCUUCCUAA